CACACACUCCGGCCUGCUGGUGUCUGUACGCUCCUGAAGCUCGAUGUGGGUUUGGAGUUUGUCCGGUUUCCGGUUUGUUGAGGAGUUCAUCCGGCGAACGCAGUGCAGGGCGGAGACACAACAACAACAUCAUCAUCACCACUCCUCCACCACCCUCACCAUCAGAGCCCCAUGCCGCAGGGUGAGCAGCAGAACCCCGGCUUCGGUUCGGGAGGAGAACACUAACAUGGAGAUGGAACUCACAGCACAGGAGCUUUCGAGGAACUGAGAACAUCUCCACCUCAUUCCAUCUGAUCUGCACACAGCUCCAGCUCUGCAGCUCCAGAGUUGAUAACACAGAGAUGCACGCUGUCCUGUCACUCAGCUUUUGAGGCAGCGUCCCUGCUACUGGGCGGAGUUUUCCGGUUUACGCCCCGCAGCCGGGUCAGGAUGAGGAGCAGCGAGGAGGCGGAAGGUUUUGACGGCGAGGCCUCCAACACGGCGAUGGUGUCGGGGGCGAGCAGUCCGUAUCAGCCCACCACCGAGCCCGUCCUCUCACGGGGUGUGUUCAGGAACAUGAACUGGAACACACGCUACCUCACGUCACAGCUCGGCAUCCUGAAGAUCAUCGAAGUGGUUCUGUCCCUCAUUGGGUUUAUCUGCAUUGAGACGGUGAUGAUGUGUUCCCCCUGCACUGGAGUUUAUCUCUUCGAGUUUGUAAGCUGCAGCUCCUUCGUGGUGACGGGACUCUUCCUCCUCAUCCUCAUCCUCAACCUGCACACCAGACUCACACACAUCAACUGGAGCGUGCUGGACCUGAUAAAUGCAGUGUGUUGUACGCUGUUCUUCUUCAUCGCCUCAGUGGUGUUAGCGGCGCUCAAUCACAAGAGUGGAGCAGAAAUAGCUGCCGUGAUCUUUGGCUUUGUGGUGAUGCUGGUGUAUGGCGUGAACACGGGAGUGUGUGUGAGACAGUGGCGUUCAGGAGGCCAGCGCCCCCCUCAGGCCAGCGAAUACACACGUGCCAGGACGGCCUCACGCAGUGAAGUGGAGGCACGGCCUGAAUAAAAAACGCACACGCACACACACACACACACACAGACAGACACACACCAACCAGACUGAUGAAGACGUACAGUAAACACACAAUACUCACACACGAACACACUUCAUAUGACGUCUUGGUGAUGUGAGUUUUAUUAUAAAGUUGCAUAAUUACUGUAUUACUUUAUUACAUACUGUUUAUAGCUACACACACACUACACACACACUACACACACACUACACACAC
Molecule: messenger RNA, 1267 nt
Organism: Clarias gariepinus (North African catfish)
Lineage: Eukaryota; Metazoa; Chordata; Actinopteri; Siluriformes; Clariidae
Gene: cmtm4
Product: CKLF-like MARVEL transmembrane domain containing 4
Exons: 5
Coding region: 430-1044 (204 amino acids)
Cellular component (GO): membrane
Source: RefSeq, a predicted model, not a curated record